Phytomonas sp. EM1 is the source of this 2214-nucleotide messenger RNA. The record is from the annotation of a GenBank genome assembly. NCBI's taxonomy places the organism in Eukaryota, Euglenozoa, Kinetoplastea, Trypanosomatida, Trypanosomatidae.
AUGGCUAACCACGGCUUUCAAAAGGGACAGUGGAGAGGUGAAGAUAAUUCUCAUGGCAGUCGAAAAUCUCUCCUCGAGGAGAACAAGGCCGUCAAGGCGAGCAUCCACGGCGGAUGGCCUUCCUCACUGGAGUGCUUUAACGAAAGAGGUCUUGGGCCUGACGUAGCGGCCUCACGUUCGCUAAAAUUUCUUAAGGAUGAUUUUCUAUCCGCCCAAGUUGCCCCAUCGCGUGCGGAAAAGUUUCCCGUGUCAAGCAUGGACGCCAACAUGUAUAAAAAAUUUAGUUGGCGGAGUCUACGUGAUGGGAGGAAAAAGAGCUUAUCCCCAAGCUUGAAACCUGAGGUUCGGCGAAAGGACCGAGAGGCUGGCGGCGGUAGGAGCUCGUUUUAUCGCAAGAAUGUGAAUCGUUCCCAUACAUCAUCCAGGUUGUGUUCCUCACCGUCGCGUUCCUCGACCCCUGUGUGCGUCGAACGUUUGCCCAACUUGGUUUCUGUAUACGAAUUGUCUAUAGGAAAAAGUUUAAAUCGUGGUAUGGAUCAAGCAGAGAAGGAUACGUUAUCCAGUGGCUUACGGAGUUCCUUCCGUCGUCAGUCUGAUAAAGUUAUUCUGAGUUAUCAAAAUUCAGGGGAGCCGAACAAAAGCAACUACAUCUGCUCAACUUUCUCUUCUCCGGGCUCUGAUUCAAGGGGAAACGAAAUAUUACGUGGGAAUAUUCCGUCAGCAGGAUCUGGGAGAUCGAUGAAUCAGAAACAGGAGAACGGGGAGACUAAAGGGACUCAUGAUGAAUCCAACUAUUUAGCUCGCAAAUGUUCUCUUUCACUUAUAGUUGGCGAGGAUCAAAGCUCCAAUGAGGUGGUGUGGCGGACCAUACCCACCUCGAUAACGCCUGCAAUGCGAAGAACUCCUUCAGGGAUUUACUUUUGUAGUCAGUACAACAACGACAAUAUCAGGUUCCCAUAUCUUACGGAAAAGCAGCUUGGAUCUAACACCAUGGGCGAUAGGUCUAAAGAGAGCAGUGGGGAAGUGGUGUGGGUACGCUUUCCGAGUCUGCUUCACAGGCACCCCACAACAUCGUUCUUCAAGCGACCAGUGGUUUCCCAUUCAAAGUCAGAUGCAGAGCAAUCUUUCCAUGACUCUAAAUACAUCAAAUGCUUCGAUAAUAACGGUGGAAAAGGUGAUGAUCACUUUAAUAAUCAGUUGGGCUGCGUCAGUAGCCGAGAAAAAUUUCAAGUAGAAAGACUAAAUAGCCUUCGUGGCAGGUCUUUAUGUAAAGUGGAUCCUAAUCCUUGUAGGACGUGGGGGACAGACAGCUGUACUUCGGGAAUUUUAGAUGACUCCCUAAUCGAUGACCUGAAGUCAGAAAGUGCCUUGCAUAGUCUGUGCACUAUGGAGGCAUCGAGCCUUGUCGAAGGACGGAACAGUUUUGUCGAACCACAUAUAGUAGCGAACAGGAAGGGAACUCAGACAAUUGUGAACGCGAAUGGGGUACCUGCGAGAGUUCUUCCCCCAAUAGCGACUGAAGCUGAUAGUCAGUAUGACGUCAGAACGGAAAAUUCCGAUUUAGGUAAGGAAUUUGCACCUUUUGCUGGACGUCAGGGUAGAGUAUUGCCUAAUGAAAUGAAGACACUCGAUACCCCCCUCCUUUUGACGGAGCUUAAUAGCUCCCGCAUAAAUGUAGCGAGUGGAGUCAAAAAUGCUAACAAUAUUGACCAAGAUUCUUCGAUUCCCUAUUCAAACUCAAUAAAAACCGAGAAUAUUGAGGAUUUCGAAUCCUUAAAACGAACGGUGGCUACAUCAGGGAAAUGCGCGGAAACGCAACAACCAGCAUUUCCACAUAAAACUCUCAGAACCGGAGGCAAGCUGGGGGAUAAGUCGUGGGUAAUCCGAAACCCCCAAAAAGACAAAGUAAAAAAAAUCAAUCAGACCACGAUUGAAUUACUUCGCUCUAUAUAUUUAGGUGCACCAGGUACGCGAGCACACCAUCCGCCGUUGCCAGGUAGAGUAUCUCCCCACCCCUCGUUAGGACAGCUGAAUAGAAAUCAUGACUUCGAAAUUGAGUCAUAUCUUGAUCAUUUUCGUGGAAACACCGAGAAAGUCAGGAGGGAAAGCACAGGAAAGAAAUCGGAGAGGUUUCAAUCCUUAAUUAAAUCCGAGGACCCUUUUAGUUAUCUUCUGGGACUUCACGGGUUUUGGGGUGAAACAAAUUAUUACUAA